AUGACCGUCACGCAGCUCAGGCGAACGACGGCGCUCUCUGGCCAGGUGGUCAGGCAAUUCGCCGCUCGUCCGUUCUCCACGCGAACCGCGCUUCAGCAGGAGAUUCGGGAUGCUUAUAUCCUCAGCGCCGCCAGGACCCCGACGGCCAAGUUCAACGGCUCCUACACCACCGUGCCCGCCCCGAAACUGGGCGCCGUCGCCAUAAAGUCGGCCCUCGAAAAGUCUAAAGUGCCCGUGUCCAAGAUUACUGAUGUCUACAUGGGAAACGUCCUCCAAGGCUCUGUUGGCCAGUCUCCUGCUCGGCAAGCUGCCAUCUUCGCCGGGCUCCCCUCGAGCGUUGAGGCCAUCACCAUCAACAAGGUCUGUGCCUCUGGUCUGAAGGCGGUUGUUAUGGCGGCGCAGAACAUUCAACUCGGCCUGUCCGAAGCCCAGAUUGCCGGCGGCAUGGAGAACAUGACGCGGGUACCUUACUAUGUCCCUCGCUCGUCGAACCUUCCGUCGUUUGGGCACGUCAAGAUGGAGGAUGGCUUGAUCAAGGAUGGUCUUACCGAUGCCUACGACGAUAUCCACAUGGGCAUUUGCGCCGAGAGCACAGCCAAGAAGUACGAAGUCACGAGAGAGAUGCAGGAUCAGUACACUGUGCAGUCCUACGAGCGCGCGCAGGCCGCAUGGAAGGCGAACGCCUUUGAUGACGAGAUCGCCCCGGUAACAGUCUCUAGCCGCAAGGGCGACACAGUAAUCAAGGUGGACGAAGGCUUCAACGAUGCCAAGCUCGAGAAGCUGCCGACUCUGAAGCCCGCCUUCGUCCGCGAUGGAACGGGCACCGUCACGGCCGCCAACUCUUCUACCCUGAACGACGGCGCAAGCGCUCUUGUUCUGGGCAGCAAGGAAAUUGCCCGAGAGUACGGAUCCGGUUCGAGGGUACUUGCGAAGAUUUGCGGUUCGGCCGACGCGGCUGUCGACCCCAUCGAUUUCCCCAUCGCACCAGCAUCUGCAGUCCCUAUUGCCCUGAAGCGCGCUGGAAUCACCAAGGACCAGGUGGCCAUCUGGGAGUUUAACGAGGCGUUUGCGGCUGUCAUCAAGGCCAACGAGAAGAUCCUGGGGCUUGAGAAUGCGAAGGUGAACCCUUUGGGUGGAGCUAUUUCGCUGGGACACGCGUUGGGAAGCUCGGGUUCGAGGAUUUUGACGACUCUGCUGCACCAGCUGAAGCCUGGUGAGUAUGGUGUCGCGGCUAUUUGCAACGGCGGAGGUGCUGCGACAGCCCUGGUGGUGCAACGCAUUGAGUCAGUGUAG
This is a messenger RNA of Verticillium alfalfae VaMs.102, 1293 nucleotides long. Its product is annotated as acetyl-CoA acetyltransferase. Lineage: Eukaryota; Fungi; Ascomycota; Sordariomycetes; Glomerellales; Plectosphaerellaceae. The transcript has 3 exons. The record is from RefSeq and is a predicted model, not a curated record. Gene Ontology annotation, biological process: fatty acid beta-oxidation. Gene Ontology annotation, molecular function: acetyl-CoA C-acetyltransferase activity. Bases 1 to 1293 code for a protein of 430 amino acids.